This is a messenger RNA of Mercurialis annua (annual mercury), 2954 nucleotides long. Its product is annotated as peptidyl serine alpha-galactosyltransferase. The transcript is spliced from 8 exons. NCBI's taxonomy places the organism in Eukaryota, Viridiplantae, Streptophyta, Magnoliopsida, Malpighiales, Euphorbiaceae. The coding region runs from base 282 to 2747 and encodes 821 amino acids. Gene Ontology annotation, molecular function: glycosyltransferase activity. The record is from RefSeq and is a predicted model, not a curated record.
AACAUUAAAAAAAAAAUUAAACAGUUGACUAUUUCUUUAAUACUCAUUAUUACUGUUAAUUACAUACUAAAUCUAUCAAUAAUCAUUCUUUAAUAACAUUUCUCCAUCAUCACUAAUUUACUACACACUACUCAGUUCAACCAUUUCCGGCUCACCACUUACCAACUCUUCAUUUAUUUAUUUAUUUUUAAAUCUUUCAAUCAUUGACUUUCAAAAUUACCAAUGAAAUUUUGGAUCUUUCACACAAACCCAGUUCAAAUCAGCCCUUGAAUUGGUGUUCCAUGGCUAAAGUUUUGAUCUUGGUGCAUCUGUUAUUGCUUUGGAUUGAUGGGGGAUGGUGUUCAAAGACCGAUCAGGAGGCACCGUACAGGAUUCACACACUGUUUUCAGUUGAAUGUCAGAAUUACUUUGAUUGGCAAACGGUUGGGCUCAUGCAUAGCUUUAAGAAGGCUAAGCAACGAGGACCCAUUACCAGACUGUUGAGCUGUACGGAUGAGGAGAAGAGGAAGUAUAAAGGGAUGCAUUUGGCUCCUACUAUGGAAGUUCCUUCCAUGAGUAGACAUCCUAAGACUGGGGAUUGGUACCCUGCAAUCAACAAACCUGCUGGAGUUCUCCACUGGCUAAAGCAUAGUAAAGAUGCAGAAAAUGUAGAUUGGGUUGUGAUUCUAGAUGCAGACAUGAUCAUUCGAGGUCCGAUUAUACCUUGGGAACUUGGUGCAGAGAAAGGCAGGCCUGUUGCAGCAUAUUACGGGUACUUGGUUGGGUGUGACAAUAUGUUGGCUCAAUUGCAUACGAAGCACCCUGAAAAGUGUGACAAGGUUGGUGGACUUUUGGCCAUGCAUAUUGAUGAUCUUCGAGCACUAGCACCAAUGUGGCUUGCAAAGACCGAAGAGGUACGUGCUGAUAAAGCUCACUGGACAACCAAUUUAACUGGCGACAUCUAUGGACAGGGAUGGAUAAGUGAGAUGUAUGGUUACUCAUUUGGUGCAGCAGAGGUUGGACUUCGGCACAAGAUUAGUGAUGACUUGAUGAUCUACCCAGGCUAUACUCCACGACCUGGUGUUCAGCCUAUUCUACUUCACUAUGGUUUGCCAUUUAGUGUGGGGAAUUGGUCUUUCUCUAAAUUAAAUCACCAUGAAGAUGAUAUUGUUUAUGACUGUGGAAGGCUUUUUCCUGAGCCUCCUUACCCUAGAGAGGUAAAGUCGAUGGAAUCUGAUCUUAAUAUAAGGCGGGGUUUAUUUUUAAGCUUAGAGUGUAUAAACUCUUUGAAUGAAGGUCUCUUAUUACAGCAUGCUGCAAAUGGAUGCUCUAAGCCAAAAUGGACGAAAUAUUUGAGUUUCUUAAAGAGCAAAACUUUUGCUGAAUUAACUCGGCCACAACUUGUGUCUGAAAGUAUAAAAACUGAGACUAAAAAGGAGCAGCAAAACCCCGAUGACACUCACAAACCAUAUCCAAAAAUCCAUACCAUAUUUUCUACAGAAUGCAUCCCAUAUUUUGAUUGGCAGACUGUAGGCCUUGUACAUAGUUUCCACUUAAGUGGACAACCUGGAAAUAUCACAAGGCUUCUCAGUUGUACAGAUGAAGACUUAAAGCAGUAUAAAGGUCAUGAUCUGGCUCCCACCCAUUAUGUCCCUUCUAUGAGCCGGCAUCCAUUAACUGGUGAUUGGUAUCCGGCCAUUAAUAAACCAGCCGCUGUUCUUCACUGGCUUAAUCAUGCAGAAAUUGAUGCUGAGUUUAUUGUUAUUCUUGAUGCUGACAUGAUCAUGAGAGGCCCAAUCACACCAUGGAAGUUCAAAGCAGCACGUGGCCGUCCAGUUUCAACUCCUUACGAUUAUCUUAUUGGCUGUGAUAAUGAGCUUGCAAAACUCCAUACACGCCACCCUGAAGCUUGCGACAAGGUUGGGGGUGUUAUCAUUAUGCAUAUAGAAGAUCUUCGAAAAUUUGCAAUGCUAUGGUUGCAUAAAACUGAGGAGGUCCGUGCAGACAAAGCUCAUUAUGCUAGAAAUUUCACCGGAGACAUAUAUAAUUCUGGCUGGAUUAGUGAGAUGUACGGUUACUCUUUUGGUGCAGCUGAGCUGCAACUGCGACACAUUAUAAGCACGGAAAUCUUGAUAUACCCUGGAUAUAUUCCUGAGCCUGGCACUAACUACAAAGUUUUCCACUAUGGGUUAGAAUUUAAAGUUGGAAACUGGAGCUUUGACAAGGCAAAAUGGAGAGAUACUGAUAUGAUCAAUAAGUGUUGGGCGAAGUUCCCGGACCCGCCUGAUCCUUUAACACUUGAUCACACUGAUAACGACACCCUACAGCGGGACCUACUUAGCAUAGAGUGUGCAGAAAAACUGAAUGAUGCACUGCUCCUGCAUCAUAAGAGGAGAAACUGCCCGGAUCCUGGGUCUUUAUCGAACUCAAAUUCCUUUGCAUCGAAUGAAGCUGUAAGUUCAAUAAAAUCUGACAAGAUUGAAGAAAGUAAUGUUGUUAGAAGCAACGUGCCUACCAAAGAUUCUGAGGAAACAUCUUUGCAGAAAACGAAAGAUGGACUCGUUGGUUCUUUGAGAAUCUGGGUUAUUAUGUUAUGGGCACUAUCUGGAGUUGGAUUUAUUGUAGUAAUGCUAAUGAUGUUUGUCGGUCGUAAAAGUAAGGGAGCGAAAGGAAAAAGAUACAGAAACAAAAGAAGAUCAUCGUAUUUGGGUUUCUUGGAUACGAAUGGCCGUGAACGGUUUCUUCCCAAUGCCGAUGCAUCAUUGUAACCUUAACAUUGUUUAAGAACAACCACAUUGAUUUAUAGAGGAUCAGAUAUCUAAAAGCAUUGCAGACUCGGAAGUAUACUGAUACUGCAGAAGAGUGUAGAAUAUUUUUCAGAAGAGGAGAUGAUACUACCAUAGAAAAUUUUGGUUGCUCAUUCUACCAUUGUAACUUUGAAUAAUGAAUGAAAUAGAGUGCACAUUUUUUUGCUA